AGUAAUAAAAUUUUAAUACAAGUCAGGUUAUUAUGGAACUUCUUAGUUACUUCUACAUCUGAGAUAGAAGUGAGAAGUCUGCAAAAUUAAAGUCAGAAAAACGUUAGGUUUUUGUAAUUUGUUCUUGCGUUUUGAGAAGAACGUGAGUAACAGUCUGUUUCUAAUUUUCGUUCGUUGAAUUCCGAUAUGGCUACGCGACAAUCCCCGCGCUUCAAGCGCAAAACUCCUCGAGAAGAGGAGACGACUCCGACGCCAGAGCCCGAGAAAGCCAGCAUGGACUACGAAUCGGACGAUGACAGUGUGGGUGAGCCAUCCGCAGAAGACAUCGCCAAAUGCGAUGUCUACGCGCUGAACGGGACCACCAGCCGCCUGUACAAAUCUAUUAUCAAGCAGCAUAAAGCGGAGAAUCUCGUCGUCUGUCCCAUCGCCAUCUUCAACGAUCUCCAUCUGGCUUACUUACUGAGCAAAGGCCAGACUAAGGAUGAACUGCAAAAAGCCUUCUUCGGAUUCGAUCAACAAUUAGACGCCAAAUCUGGCGUGUCGACUGGUUCCAAAGGGGAGGGAUUGCAGGCCAAUGUGCAGCAGAUUCAGCGCUUGGCCAGUACUGGUUCGGGAGCAAAAAAUGCCCCGUUCCAGCUGCUGACUGAAGGCAUGUUGGUGGUCAGCUCGCAUUUGGAGUUGAGUACGAAGAAUAAUCUGGUGCAGGUGGAUUGGAAUGAUAAGGAUGCAGCCCGCAGUAAGAUCAAUCGGCAGUUGCAGGGGAAGACGGAGAAGCGUGUCGCGGAACUGGUGAAGACGGAGCAUAUUCCCGGGAAGAAUAAUUCGGGGCUGCUUGUCAGUGCGGCGCGUUUUUCGGCUAAUUGGGAGAGUAAAUUCUUGAGCAAGAGCCGGACCGCGUACGCAAUGCCUAGUCGGGAUUUUAUGGAUGGAUUGCCGAUGAGUAUGGAAGAUUUCCAUAAUGCGGAUGGAAGUGUCAAGAAAGUUCUGACGGUGCAUUUGGAGGAAAAAAUCAUGUUGACCCGCGAUGAAGAUCUCAAAGUGACCAUUCUAGAGCUUCCCUUUAAGAAGUACGCCAUGAACAUGAUUGUGGUUCUGCCGGAUGAUACCACAUCUAACGGUCUGCGCCAUUUCGAAGAAAACAUCAAUCAUCAGACCUUCGAGAUUUUGCAGAAGAACGCACAAAUGCCGUUGACGCGUGUGUAUCUUCCCAAGUUCAACGUGGAUUCGGAAGUGUCGUUGAACAAGAGCCUUACCGAUAUCGGCGUAAAACACCUGUUCGACGCUGGUGGCUUAUUUUCCAGUAACACGGAUUGGGCAGAUUUGACUUCCUCUGGGGAUGCUCUGACGCACAUUACGGACGUUCUGCACGGCGCCAGUUUCAGUGUUUCGGGCGAAUGCGAUGCACCAGCACAGCAGAAUAAGUCGGGAUCUAAGAAAGCAAAACGCGACGACGGCAACGAUACCAACGGGAAUAUUCCGCCGCAGUGUGUGCAGCUGGAGAGUGCCCGUUUCGCUACCGGCAUGCACAUCAACCGGCCGUUCUUCUUCAUGGUGCAGAGCAGCUGGCCGACCAUCUGGUCCUUUAUGGGACAUGUCCAGCAUCUGGAGGAAGCCGAUUCGGCCGUAUGGCGUCAUUUGACUCUCCCAUAAUAAACGUAUCUCACCAGGAUUUUCCCUGUGUAAGGUGUUUGUUUUAACGGAACCAGUAAUCUUGUGGAUUCUGCAUUUAAGUGUGUGGAGUUUUACAGACGACUUUUUCUCCAGUAUUGGUUGUUUUAUCAGCACACGUUUUCCACGUAUCUUGUCGGUUUUCUUUUUUGAACUUCCUGGUUAAAUCGUUUUAUCCUUCAAAGUAUUGUGGUUGUUAGUCAACUUGUCACAUUUUACAGGUUUUGUGUGUAAUAGUUUCAUUAAAAGCGGUGUAAAAGG
Paramacrobiotus metropolitanus is the source of this 1929-nucleotide messenger RNA. Its product is annotated as leukocyte elastase inhibitor-like. The transcript is spliced from 3 exons. Gene Ontology annotation, molecular function: serine-type endopeptidase inhibitor activity. Bases 187 to 1650 code for a protein of 487 amino acids. NCBI's taxonomy places the organism in Eukaryota, Metazoa, Tardigrada, Eutardigrada, Parachela, Macrobiotidae. The record is from RefSeq and is a predicted model, not a curated record.